GCAAUUAGUGCAAAAUCUGGCUCUUCAGCUCUCUGUAUUCGCUCCAUCAUCUUCCUAGCUGCACAGCUUUUCCUCCUCGAAGCAUCCGCCUUCAACAUCUUUUCCAGCUCACAUUCUCCUUGCGCAGCGUACUUCUCUAUUCUUUCUCCUCGACCAAGAUCAACCCUUUCCCAAGCAAUGGCGCCCCGUCUGAGCUCCAGCUGGAUCCUCCUCGCCGCAAUCCUGGCCGUCCACGUGGCAGCCGCCGCCGCCAAGGACUGCACCAUCUGCAAGAACUCGGUGUCGACUCCCUCCGACACGAACGCAAACUGCUACACAUCUGGCCUAGACCAAAGCACCGACAGCUGUACGGUACUGCUGGCCAGCUACUACUGCGACCUCUGCAAGCCCAACGGAGACGCGACGGCCGACGGCAACUGCGCGUGCAAGAAGACGUGCGAGCCGGUCGGAGGCUCUGGGAAGAACAAGGUGUACUGCACCUGCCGCCCCAAGUCCACCACGCCGGGUGUCUGCGCUGAUCCCCACUUCACUGGAGCAUACGGAAUCCAGUAUGACUUCCAUGGGGUUCCAGACAAACACUUUACACUCAUCACCGACAGAGACCUCAACCUGAACGCCGAGUUCAUCGGUCAGGACGGAACCGAGACCGGUUUCGACGGCACCUGGAUCUCUGCGCUUGGGAUCAAGUGGAACGAAGGAGCGCUCACGCGCAAGCUGUCAAUCUUCCUCAAAGACGAUGCCGACAUCCGCACCAGCCAGGACCCGUUCAUCGUCAAGCUGGGCGACACCGAGGUCCUCCCACCCCUCGUUGCUGACGUCAGCGACCCCCUGGCCAUAUACGACGACGCCGGGCUUAUUAUAAGGCGCGCCACCGACGGGCGCACGUAUGUCUUUGACAUUCCGCACCACAUGAUUCUGGGGGUCACUGCGGCGGAUCACGAGUUCCCGACCGGAAACCACAUGGACAUCACCCUGGAGAAGCUGAACGUCACUGGCACCGUGCACGGCGCCCUCGGCCAAACCUUCGCCGACGCGCGCCGCGCCGCCCUCAAGGCCGCGGCCGCGGCCGUCGGCACGAGCGAGCGCUUCGACGCGACUGACGUCGUCGAGGGCAAGGACGCCGACUACAUGACGUCAGCCCUGCUCGCGAGCGACGCGCGCUUCAACCGGUUCCAGCUCCCGGGCACCGGCGCGGAAAUUCUGAAGCAGAACGUGCUGCGCAAACUGCUCGGGAGGGCGACCGCACCUACCGAGAGUCUGGUACCGGGGCUGGUUCGGUGCGCGAGUGGGCCGGGCGGGAAGCUGACGUGUGACUUCUAG
This is a messenger RNA of Klebsormidium nitens, 1320 nucleotides long. NCBI's taxonomy places the organism in Eukaryota, Viridiplantae, Streptophyta, Klebsormidiophyceae, Klebsormidiales, Klebsormidiaceae. The record is from the annotation of a GenBank genome assembly.